This is a messenger RNA of Synchiropus splendidus (mandarinfish), 2434 nucleotides long. RefSeq names its product frizzled class receptor 2 (gene fzd2). Gene Ontology annotation, biological process: canonical Wnt signaling pathway; non-canonical Wnt signaling pathway. The record is from RefSeq and is a predicted model, not a curated record. Gene Ontology annotation, cellular component: plasma membrane. NCBI's taxonomy places the organism in Eukaryota, Metazoa, Chordata, Actinopteri, Syngnathiformes, Callionymidae. The transcript has a single exon. Gene Ontology annotation, molecular function: Wnt-protein binding; Wnt receptor activity. Bases 145 to 1770 code for a protein of 541 amino acids.
CAGACCCAACACAAAGAAGACGGUGCUCCUCACUUUACCUUCAAUAUCUUUACUUUUCUUUUGACCGCAGAUUUUGAUGAGACCACAGAAACAGGACUACACACAUUUUUUGAAGGGAAAUACUGCUGCCUUGAAGCUCAAAAGAUGUUUUUUGCCAGGAGCUGCUCAUUUAUUCUCCUGCUGCCGAUUUUGAUAUCGGCUCAGUAUCAAGGGGACAGCGGAAUAGUGAUUCCAGAACAUGGAUUUUGUCAACCCAUUUCUAUUCCUCUGUGCACAGACAUUGCUUACAACCAAACUAUCAUGCCAAACUUGGUGGGCCACUACAACCAGGAGGACGCCGGACUUGAGGUGCAUCAGUUCUACCCACUGGUGAAAGUGCAGUGUUCUUCAGAGUUGAAGUUCUUCCUGUGCUCCAUGUAUGCGCCAGUGUGCACGGUCCUGGAGAAGGCCAUCCCUCCCUGCAGGUCUAUCUGUGAGCGAGCUAAACAGGGAUGUGAAGCCCUCAUGAACAAGUUUGGUUUUCAGUGGCCCGACCGACUGCGCUGCGAGAAUUUCCCCGUACUUGGAGAUGGACAGAUCUGCGUGGGACAAAAUGAAUCAUCGCCUGCCACUGUUCCUCCCAUCAUUCCUGUUCCAGGAAUCCAGGAUCCGUCCGUGAAUGAACCAUUUCGGUGCCCAUCUGUUCUUCGAGUCCCUCCGUAUUUGAACUACAGAUUUUUGGAGCAGAUUGACUGUGCUGCUCCGUGUGAGCCAACCAGGAGUGGAGGACACAUGUUUUUCACCGAAAAGGAGAUUUAUUUUUCCCGAAUAUGGAUUCUGAUCUGGUCUGUACUUUGCUGUGCCUCGACUUUAUUCACAGUUACCACUUAUUUAGUUGACAUGCAGCGGUUCAGGUACCCUGAGCGGCCCAUCAUCUUUCUCUCUGGCUGCUACACCAUGGUCUCCAUUGCUUAUAUCUCAGGCUUCUUCUUGGGGGACAAGGUGGUGUGCAACGACAGCUUUCAAAACGACACCUACAAGACCAUCGUCCAGGGCACUAAAAAGGAAGGCUGCACCAUCCUCUUCAUGAUGCUAUACUUCUUCAGCAUGGCCAGCUCCAUCUGGUGGGUCAUCCUGUCACUGACUUGGUUCUUGGCUGCAGGUAUGAAGUGGGGCCAUGAGGCUAUCGAGGCUAACUCUCAGUACUUCCACCUGGCGGCGUGGGCGGUACCUGCUGUGAAGACUAUCAGUAUUCUGGCUAUGGGGCAAAUCGAGGGUGACGUCCUAAGCGGGGUCUGUUUCGUAACAGCAAGCAACUUGGACCCUCUUCGGGGCUUCGUUCUGGCACCCCUCUUCAUCUACCUCUUCAUCGGUACUUCAUUCUUGCUGGCUGGGUUUGUUUCUCUGUUUCGAAUCCGCACCAUCAUGAAGCACGACGGCACCAAGACAGAGAAGCUGGAGCGGCUGAUGGUGCGGAUCGGUGUGUUCAGCGUGCUCUACACCGUCCCUGCCACCAUCGUCAUCGCCUGCUUCUUCUACGAGCAGGCUUUCCGGCCGCACUGGGAGCGCAGUUGGGUCAGCCAAAACUGCAAGAGUCUCGCCAUACCCUGCCCUAGCCACUCUGGGCCCCGCAUGACCCCAGACUUCACUGUCUAUAUGAUCAAGUAUCUGAUGACCCUCAUCGUGGGCAUCACUUCUGGAUUCUGGAUCUGGUCUGGGAAGACUUUACACUCCUGGCACAAGUUCUACACAAGGCUGACUAACGGUAAACACGGAGAGACCACUGUGUAGUCGUGUUCGCACCUUUUUUUUCAUGUGAUAAUCCAGAGCUGUGCUUCCAGCCUUUGACUCAGACUCACACCAUCGGAUGCCUCUGACAAAAGGUCAAUCUGGAUAAACAAGGACUGAUCCCUACUGUCUGGACGAAUUACAAGCAUGACUCUGAAUGGCCUGUGCCGAAAUGCUCCUCCAUGGCUCAUAGCAAAACAAUCGGCGCUCUCCCCUGCAAACCAAGAAAGGUCUUUUUGUUGUACAUACCAACACUGUAUAUGAAACUGAACUGUACAUAACGUUUUUAAAACAGGAAAAUAUAUAUUUGUAUUUAAAGAAUCUGCCUUUAUAUCUGCUUUAUUGUUGCACUGUAAAAAAAAAAGCCACAUACAAUAAGAUCUAGAUAUGACUCUCCAAUAGUUUAUGUUUUAUUGUUUAAAAUCAGAGAAUGUUUUAAUGUUUCUCUUUAUUCAACUUCAUCUGCCUUCUUCACUAAUGUUUUUAAGCAAUUAAAUACUGGUAUUUUCUUUAAGGUCUUGUUGGGUUUUGUCUGUUGGUGAUGUCACUUCACUAGCUGGGCACGCUAAGGUGUGUGUCAAACUCAAGGCCUGGGGGCCCAUUUUGGCUAGCUACUUCAUGUUACGUGGCGCUCAAGAGCUUUUAAUACGUGGCUCAAAAUUCAAUU